This is a messenger RNA of Rubroshorea leprosula, 960 nucleotides long. NCBI's taxonomy places the organism in Eukaryota, Viridiplantae, Streptophyta, Magnoliopsida, Malvales, Dipterocarpaceae. The record is from the annotation of a GenBank genome assembly.
GUUAUAUGAUAAUUGGUAGUGUUGGUUUCAAACACUCUAUAUUUGGACAGGCAAUGUUUGUUGGUACUUGUAGGUUGUCUAUGAAUUGAUUAUUCUAAUAAAAACAUCACAGCUUGUUAAAUCUGUGUAGAUUAAUUAGACAUGACUGCAUGAGCUUAUUUUUGAUAAUACUGCCGACCAACCCUUAGCACUAACAUUUUUUUCGUUUUUGGCCGACUUAGCACUAACAUGAUUAGUUUCAAAUCUGUGUCUGAUUUUUGUGGACAGGCAUGCUUGUUCCUGUAUUUUUUGCACGUGUAUGUUUGGGUUUUGGUAGGUAGGACUGACCCUGUUUGAGCCCUAAACCAAGGAGAAUGUGCUAAAAUCGCGUGUGUGGAAAGGGCAUCAAAUGGGUGGUGUGAAAGUGAAACAUCUAUUCAAUUAAGCGAGGUGUGUGCUUUUACUUUAUAUAUCUAUAUUUUGAAAAUCAUGAAAGGGGAGGCUUUUAUGGUGGUCCUGGAGUGGUCUGUUGCAUUCUUUUUAGUCUUUAAUCCUAUUGAUCCUUCCUGGGACAAAGACAUCAACCAAUGCAAAGAAUUACAUUGCUCAAGAUUCAAGAAAGGAACAUCUCGGGCUCAAAAUUUUCCAAUGAGAAGGGAACUCCAUCUACUCAUUACUGCCUCCUGAGGAGGCAGCAUUGUGUGAUGAGUAAUUCUGGGAUGCUUUUCUGCAUCUGACGUGCUUGAGGACUGGCCAUGCUCUUCAUCUUUCUGUAUGCAGAUCAAACAUCUAUGUAUCAGAACCAGACCCAACAGGCCAAGGCAGCUUCUUCUUUGGGCUGAGGCAAAUCCUAGAUUUAAGUCUUUAUCUUUAGGCCCAUGUUAUGGUUACUGCCAAUUUCCAAACAAAAAAAAUUGAGGAAACAAAUCAGUUGGAUGAGGGAACCGGGGUCCAUUAGGUCAACAAAAAGUUGUGGAUUUC